Messenger RNA from Micromonas pusilla CCMP1545, 456 nucleotides. RefSeq lists its product as uncharacterized. NCBI's taxonomy places the organism in Eukaryota, Viridiplantae, Chlorophyta, Mamiellophyceae, Mamiellales, Mamiellaceae. The coding region runs from base 1 to 456 and encodes 151 amino acids. The record is from RefSeq and is a predicted model, not a curated record. The transcript has a single exon.
AUGGAACGACCCUCAGACGCCGCGCUGUGCGGCCUGGACCCAGCCUCCGGGCUCGCGUAUGAACUCGGUCUCUCGUGCGUGCUGUGCGUCGUGGGCGCGACGCGAGAGCCCGCGCUCGGAGAGGACGCGGAUGGGUCGCGGUGCGUGCGCGCGGGGCGGCGCGCUGCGGUGUGCGGGACGCCGACCGUCGUGUGCGCGACGCCGACGACGUCUAAGCGCGCGCCGAUAACGCCCGCGAUUGAGGCGUUACGUACACUCCUUCUGACGAUCGCGGCGACGACGAGCGGUGCCAAGACAACACCGGUCGUGUCCAUGACGCGCGCCGCGAACGCGCCGCGGUCGCACUUCCCGUUCCCGACGAGAUUACGGUGGGCGGCGCUCGGCACGGACCAGGCGCGUUCUACCUCACACUGGUUCCCAUACGACCGCGUUCGCGUGGUGAACGCCGAUCCUUAA